AAAAUCUCUUUUUCCAGCACAUAUGGUUCGUGUUGUAGUGAAAAUAUAGACGAAUUAAUUAAAUUUUUAGAAUGAUCGUAGAAAAGAAAAAGAAAAGAGUUUCCAAAAGGAAUAAAACGGCUUGGCGAAAACAUAGUGAUAUAAGAGAUGUCGAAGACUUUUUAGAAGAACAAAGAUUAGAAGAACGACUUGGGCACAUUGAUAAGAAAACAGAUGAUGAAAUCUUCAAAAUUGAUACUAUUGGCGAUGAUGUAGAGGAAAAACCUGAUGUGAAACCUCUGUCAGCCAAGCAGCAGAAAAGAGCUAAAUUGGUUGAGACACCAAGAUGUUUUGAAAUCUUGCUGAACUCCUCAAAGGUGGAAGAUCCAAAUAGGAAAAGAAAUCAUUUAAAGCCAGUGGGAUCAAAACCAACAGAUCUAUCUAAGCUUACAACUAAAAGACAUAUAGAGAAAGGAACUAUUUUGAAAAGAUUGCAACUAGCUAAAAAGGAUAAAAGACAAGCCAUACAAAAGAAGAAAAAAGCAAAGAAUGUUCGGCAGACAUAUAAUAAAAACCUUUGGGGUACAGAUUUGCCAGAAGCAAAGGGUAUCCCCGACACACUGGUUGGUGAUUUCACAACCACAGAAGCUCAGUUGCACAAUGUGCCAACAACUCGCAGACUAAGACCUAAACCACCACCACCCAAGAUUGUUGUAAGCCGCAAAGCUGUGGAACUGCCACAUGGGGGAAUCAGUUAUAACCCCGCAUUCGCAGAUCACCAAGAACUGCUGCAGUCAGUAGUGCAGCAUGAACAGAAGAUGAUGAAAAAGGAAGAACAUCUUCACCGGGUCACCACCAAGAUGUUUAGUAGGGUGACUGCUAAGGAGAAACAGAUGGAGUGGGAAGAAGAAAUGAGUGUUGGACUGCAGCCUCAUAAACCCCAGGAUGACUCUGAGCCCAGUGACAAUGAGUACAGAGCCGUGAACCCACCCGUCAAAAACAAGAAGAAAGACCACAAGGCGAGAAGGAAGCAGCGAGAGCAGAUACUAGAGAAAGAACGACGGAAACGAGAGAAGAUUGAUAAGAAGAAGAUUACUGAUCUUUACAAGCUCCGUAAACUUCAAUCAUCAAUAUCAAAGUCGGAAGCUCGGGGCGAAGUCCAACGCAAGAAACGCACAGAGAAACGUCAACAGCACGAGAAGACGGCACUGCCCAAUCUCAACGCGCAUAAGACCCCUGCAGUGGAGCCUGACUUCCUGCCUCCGGACCAGCUUUCCGGAGAUCUGAGGACUGUGUCUACAAACACAAACCUUCUCCGGGAGAGGUUCGAGUCGCUCCAGCGUCGCGGCGCCCUCGCGGCAUCGAAGGUGAUGAUGAAGAAGAAGAGAAGGAUCAAGAGUUACUUCAAGGCUGGACAUAAGGUUACCGAUGCAGAUGUCCAGAAGUAUAUCAAUAAGCUUGACGGUACUGCCAAGGGUAAAUAAAUGUAUCUUUAUUUGG
Molecule: messenger RNA, 1479 nt
Organism: Leptidea sinapis
Lineage: Eukaryota; Metazoa; Arthropoda; Insecta; Lepidoptera; Pieridae
Product: ribosome biogenesis protein NOP53
Exons: 8
Coding region: 72-1463 (463 amino acids)
Biological process (GO): rRNA processing; ribosomal large subunit assembly
Cellular component (GO): nucleolus
Molecular function (GO): 5S rRNA binding
Source: RefSeq, a predicted model, not a curated record